AUGGACUACGUCAAGGAACGCAACCCUCCCAGAGGUCCCUCUGACAAACCUCCCAGAGGUCCCUCUGACAAACCUCCCAGAGGUCCCUCUGACAAACCUCCCAGAGGUCCCUCUGACAAACCUCCCAGAGGUCCCUCUGACAAACUUCCCAGAGGUCCCUCUGACAAACCUCCCAGAGGUCCCUCUGACAAACCUCCCAGAGGUCCCUCUGACAAACCUCCCAGAGGUCCCUCUGACAAACCUCCCAGAGGUCCCUUUGACAAACCUCCCAGAGGUCCCUUUGACAAACCUCCCAGAGGUCCCUCUGACAAACCUCCCAGAGGUCCCUCUGACAAACCUCCCAGAGGUCCCUCUGACAAACCUCCCAGAGGUCCCUCUGACAAACCUCCCAGAGGUCCCUCUGACAAACCUCCCAGAGGUCCCUCUGACAAACCUCCCAGAGGUCCCUCUGACAAACCUCCCUUAGGUCCCUCUGACAAACCUCCCAGAGGUCCCUCUGACAAACCUCCCAGAGGUCCCUCUGACAAACCUCCCAGAGGUCCCUCUGACAAACCUCCCAGAGGUCCCUCUGACAAACAUCCCAGAGGUCCCUCUGACAAACAUCCCAGAGGUCCCUCUGACAAACAUCCCAGAGGUCCCUCUGACAAACAUCCCAGAGGUCCCUCUGACAAACAUCCCAGAGGUCCCUCUGACAAACCUCCCAGAGGUCCCUCUGACAAACCUCCCAGAGGUCCCUCUGACAAACCUCCCAGAGGUCCCUCUGACAAACCUCCCAGAGGUCCCUCUGACAAACCUCCCAGAGGUCCCUCUGACAAACCUCCCAGAGGUCCCUCUGACAAACCUCCCAGAGGUCCCUCUGACAAACCUCCCAGAGGUCCCUCUGACAAACCUCCCAGAGGUCCCUCUGACAAACCUCCCAGAGGUCCCUCUGACAAACCUCCCAGAGGUCCCUCUGACAAACAUCCCAGAGGUCCCUCUGACAAACUUCCCAGAGGUCCCUCUGACAAACUUCCCAGAGGUCCCUCUGACAAACUUCCCAGAGGUCCCUCUGACAAACCUCCCAGAGGUCCCUCUGACAAACCUCCCAGAGGUCCCUCUGACAAACCUCCCAGAGGUCCCUCUCUAAGCCUUUAG
Salvelinus namaycush (lake trout) is the source of this 1134-nucleotide messenger RNA. RefSeq names its product proline-rich protein 2-like. The transcript has 2 exons. The record is from RefSeq and is a predicted model, not a curated record. The coding region runs from base 1 to 1134 and encodes 377 amino acids. NCBI's taxonomy places the organism in Eukaryota, Metazoa, Chordata, Actinopteri, Salmoniformes, Salmonidae.